AUUUUCUUGUGAAAGAUUGAAGGAAAAUAUUUAUAGAGACAAGGCCGUUCAAUAGAGAAGAAUUGUACUGUGUACUUAAGAAAAAAAAAAAAUUUUUAAUUAAACAAAGGCAUAUUAUGUCUUCUGUCGAGAUAGAAUCGAAGAAGAAGAAGAAAGUGCUUAUGAUUUGCUUAGGCAAUAUUUGUCGUUCGCCUAUAGCAGAGGCUGUAUUUCAGAAUGAAGUGAAGAAGAGAGGUUUGCAAGAUCAAUGGAAGGCAGAAAGCGCUGCCAUUAUUGGAUACCAUACAGGUAAAAAACCAGAUACUAGGGCCCGGAAUACGCUAAUGGAAAAUGGAAUCACUGAUUAUUCUCAUACAGCACGCAAAAUCGAACUAGACGACUUCGACAAAUAUGAUUGGAUAUUUGGUAUGGAUCAGGAAAACAUUAAAGAUUUACUUAGUAGAAAACCAAUGACUUCCCAAGCAAAAGUGGAACUUCUAGGAAGUUAUAAUCCAAGUGGAAUAAUUAUAAUACGAGAUCCGUAUUAUGACAGCGAUAGUGCAGGAUUUCAGAAAGCCUAUGAUCAAUGUGUAACAUGCAUAACAGCAUUUUUGAACAAACAUUCAAGUUAAUGAGAAGAUUCUAAAGAAUCAAUUUGCCUACAUAUUUUUAGAAGAAUAUGUUCUGAACUAAUAGGUACAAAA
Messenger RNA from Acromyrmex echinatior (Panamanian leafcutter ant), 683 nucleotides. Its product is annotated as low molecular weight phosphotyrosine protein phosphatase. Lineage: Eukaryota; Metazoa; Arthropoda; Insecta; Hymenoptera; Formicidae. The record is from RefSeq and is a predicted model, not a curated record. Gene Ontology annotation, cellular component: cytoplasm. Gene Ontology annotation, molecular function: acid phosphatase activity; non-membrane spanning protein tyrosine phosphatase activity. Gene Ontology annotation, biological process: protein dephosphorylation.